Penicillium psychrosexuale is the source of this 1542-nucleotide messenger RNA. RefSeq lists its product as uncharacterized. Lineage: Eukaryota; Fungi; Ascomycota; Eurotiomycetes; Eurotiales; Aspergillaceae. Bases 1 to 1542 code for a protein of 513 amino acids. The transcript has 3 exons. The record is from RefSeq and is a predicted model, not a curated record.
AUGGCCACUCCAACGGAACGAACGUUCGCCCAGAGAUCCAGAUUACUACCCGUCUUUCCUCUGGAGCUGUGGGAUAUCAUCAUUGAAUACCUACAAGAUGAAGAAUCCGCCCAACAUCUGAGCCGACUUGCUCAAACAUGCCCCGCGCUUUAUUCCAGAAUUGACCCUCAGCUCUACAAAUGCGUACGCCUGUUCAAUUCUGAAAGUGGUGCUCGUCUUGCUCUCACGAUAGAGAAGCGUCCAGAGUUAGCAACACUCAUUCGUCAGAUUCGACACAAGCAGGAUGCUGGGUCAGAAGUCUGGUCCUACCGUCAUCUCAAGUUCUACAAGAUGGCUGUGACUUUGCCGAAUCUAGAGAACUUGAGUUUGAGAAGAAAUCCCAGGCCCUUUGAUUCUACUCGGUGGGCCAGUACCCAUGCCAGAGAUGACGCCCUGUUACAAUGGGUGAAAAAGAUAGCCUCUGGAUCAGGAAGCGUGAAAGAGUAUCGAGAGUUGGGGUAUGGGCCUUCAGAAGAAUCUUCGUUCAGUCCUCCAGAUCACGAGAUUACUUACGAGCGAGCGACUGAAACCUUGUUCUGGCACGCUUCUCUUCAAACCCCACCGGGGCUGCCCGCUUUGCGUAUUUGUCACAUCGGAAGCGACUAUGAUCAUAAUGAGCACAAUCCUAAGAUGAACGGCAGAUGUUUACCGAUUUUCAAUGAAGCACUUUUCUGUCAUCCAGGUUUACGAAAGCUCUGUAUCACUGGCGCUACUUUCCAAUUGUCCCAAGCCGACCUUGCACCUCCAGCAUCAUCUACAUCGCCCCUAGAGGAACUGACUCUUCUGAACUGCGUUAUAAACCCGUUUGACCUCCAAACAGCACUGGAAUACCUAACAGCCUUGAAGCGAUUCACUUUCAGAGGACCUAGAUCACAUGAAUUGAUAGACCCUGACGGAGAACCGUAUUGUUACAUUCAAUCGGCCCUCAUACACGACAGUUCCCUGGAAUACAUAGAUUACGAUCUUUACUGGGGAGGUGAUGAGGAGACAGACUUCGGUGAACUAGUCCAUCUCAAGCAUCUCACAACAACCCUCGCCACACUUGCAGGGAGGGAAUGCAUAGAACUGGAUCCAUUAGAUGAUAUUCUACCGCCAAACCUCGAAAGUCUUACGAUAAGAUACGAUGAAGUGAAGGCCUGGCUCCCGUCAGUUAUUUACGAGAUGGUGAAAGACGGAAAACUUCCAAAGCUGCGUCGCUUUACCUGCGAGGAGGGCAACACCUGGAAAAGCAAGUUCGCGGAGCUAAACGUGGAGAUGUCAAUGGUCUCCGUUCCUUAUCCUCUUGAUAUGCCCAAAUACGACGUGUGUUCAUGCGAAUGUCUGCCCUUCUACCAUCGCAUGUUCUACCAUCCGAGCAAACCACUGGCACUUCCCUGGGAGGAGAACGAAUAUGGAGAGGAAGACGUAUUCUUUGACGACUGGGCCGAUAUUGACCAUGAAAUGGACCUUGACGCUAUUAUGGAUGACCUUGCGGAGGAGUCUGGAUCUGACAUCUCGGCUUGA